This is a messenger RNA of Homalodisca vitripennis (glassy-winged sharpshooter), 1667 nucleotides long. RefSeq names its product sepiapterin reductase-like. Gene Ontology annotation, molecular function: sepiapterin reductase (NADP+) activity. Gene Ontology annotation, biological process: tetrahydrobiopterin biosynthetic process. NCBI's taxonomy places the organism in Eukaryota, Metazoa, Arthropoda, Insecta, Hemiptera, Cicadellidae. The record is from RefSeq and is a predicted model, not a curated record.
CUUAGGUUAGCAGUCUAUAAAUGUUCUAGCAGCUAGUAUCCUUUAUUUUAUUUAUAAUGCAAGGCCAAGGUUGAAUGAUCUCUGGGUGUAAGAGUGAAAGGGGACAGGAGAAGAAGUUUUGAGGUUAUGUAACUCAGGUGUCUGGUAGGCAGUGGCUUGGCGGCAACUGCUGAGAAUGCAUUAAACCAGUUCUGUUCAUUGUGGCCAACUAAAUUCAAACAUUCUCAGGUAGGCAGGCAGUGAGUAAGACUAGAUAUGCAAAAUCAGUUUUGGGGACAGCGCAGCUUCUGUCUGGUGACUGGGGCCAGCCAAGGCAUCGGUCAAAGCUUCGCUGUUGAAUUCGCUCACAGAUUCGCAGCAGGUUCUCACAUAGUGCUGUUGGCGCGGUCACAAGAUGGGCUGAAUCAGACCAAGGAACUCAUACAGGCCAGCAAUCCCAACGUGACAGUUCAGGUCCAUUCAGUGGACCUAAGCCAGGCUGACACUGCUGUAUUCAAGACCAUUCUACAAUCUGAUGAAAUCAAAGAUAAGGACUUUGACUUGGCAAUGUUGGUACACAAUGCUGGGUCCAUAGGUAAAGUUGAUCAGUUGGCAUCUGACAUCGAUGAUCCUCAAGAGUGGAACAGAUACAUGUCGCUGAACCUGUACCACGUGACAGCAUUGACAGCCGAGUUCCUGCGAAAAUUCACAUCGGGCCAUCGCUGCAUCAUCAAUGUGACGUCCCUCUGCGCGGUCAAACCUUUCAGGUCCAUGGGCUACUACUGCGUUGGCAAGGCUGCUAGGGAGAUGUACUUCAAGGUUCUGGCUGAAGAGAACAGCGAUCUGGAUGUCCUCAACUAUUCCCCUGGCCCUGUGGACACAGAAAUGGUUGCUGACCUCAUAAAGAAUGUACAAGACUCUGAGACCAAAUUCCAGUUCACGACCAUCAGAGACUCCAAGUCACUGGUGACAAAGGAGCAGACAACACAGAAAUUGGCUGCUUUGCUCACUUCGCACAAGUACAAAUCUGGAGACCGCUUCGACUACUAUGAUCGUCUGUGAUAGAUGUGUAGGACAACUGACAUAAUGUCUACAGUUCAUUGUUAUAUAGUGUUCCAUCUAUAUUGAUAUUACUACAUUUUAAGUGUUAAAACAAAGUAAUCUCCUUUUUGUUGGCUUUUGAUAAAUAUUUUUUGUAUUAAACAGAGUUGAUGAAUCUCUAAAUCCACAAAGUAAAUAUUUUGCUGUGAGCUUUUCAAUGUGUUCUGUUUAAAAAGAUCUAAAGUAUCACGUUUUAACUGUGUGAGUUGCUUAAGAGACUGAUUUGUUAACAUAAUUCAUUAUUUAUUUAAAAUACUAACAAAUAAUGUUUAACAUUAUGCAAACUUACUUCAUUUUUGUUCCACUUUCUGUGUUAAAGCUUUAAUUAGAUGAAUUAUAUUUGUGUUACCAUAAUAAGUAUAUUGUUUCAAAUGAAGAGGUUAAAAUAUUGAUGAAAAAGUUGAAGGAACAAAAUAACAUUCCGAUACCUUGACUAAAAAUUAAAUUGCCUAUAUUUGGUACAAAUAGAAUUUUGUUAUAUUAUUUGUUAGACAAAAUAUUACUUUAUUAAGCCUACUUUAUGUAAAGCAUUUGAUAGUAGUCUGAUGACUGAUAUAUUGUUUGAAUAAAUAUGCUAAAUAAAUAAA